AUGAAAAGAAAUGAAAAAAGCUAUUUAAAACCCAAACAAGAUGUGAAAAAGGGUGAGAACUAUCGUGAUGACUCAAUAACAAGUUUCCCACACGCACCAAGUCCUGUGCCUGAAUUCUCGAGAGCGGCAUCCAGUUUAUCCCCAGUUUCACUUGGAAGAAAAUUCCGGCAGAAUGAUGUUAAACGGCAAGAUAUCGAUCGAAUAGCUACAGCUCCACAGCCACCAAGGCAAUUAUCAUCUCGAUUCGUAAAUGUGUCACAUGAUGAAUUGAAAGCGCUACCUUUGUUAGUUGAGACACCAUCUGGUGAACGAGAGACAUUACUGUUGAGUAAAUUAAGAAUGUGUUCAACUCUAUUCGAUUUCACCAAUAAUACUGCUCAAUUAAAGUCGAAAGAAAUUAAAAGACUAACAUUGUUAGAGCUCGCUGAGUUUAUUUCAAUAAAUUCUAGUUCUCUCACUGAACCGGUUUAUGUCGGCAUUAUAAACUUAGUAAAACUAAAUGCUUUCCGUACAAUAGCAACAAUAUAUACAAAUACAGAAAUGUCAGACUAUGCUGAUAAUGAUGAUGAACAGGUUUCUAAUUUAGAACCAUCCUGGCCACAUCUUCAGUUAGUCUAUGACCUAUUUCUACGCUUUAUUAGUUCACCUGAUUUUCAAGCUUCAUUAGGGAAAAAGUAUUUGGACCAACAAUUUUUUAAAAAUCUUUUGGAAUUAUUUAAAUCUGAAGAUCCACGUGAACGAGAACUAGUCAAAAUGAUACUUCAUCGUGCAUAUGGUAAACUUGUUACUUUGAGACCAUUUAUUAGACGUUUGAUGAAUAAUAUAUUUCUUCGAUUUGUUUACGAGGAAGAGGGUCAUUGUGGAAUAGCUGAACUCCUUGAAAUACUUGGAAGCAUUAUAAAUGGUUUUCAAACACCAUUGAAAGAAGAACAUAAACAAUUUUUACGUAGAGUUUUACUUCCUUUACACAAGUCACCAACAAUGAGUCAUUUUCAUGCUCAACUAACUUAUUGUACAACUGAAUUUAUUAAAAAAGAUUCCAGUUUAUUCACAGUGAUUGUUCAUGAUGGUUUACUUCGAUUUUGGCCUAGAACAAAUUCAAUUAAAGAAAUGUUAUUUCUAAAUGAACUAGAAGCUUGCCUUGAAUGUACAGGACCAAUUGAAUUUCAAGCAAUCAUACCAGAAAUAUUUCCACGUUUGGCUAAAUGUAUAGAAUCUUUGCAUUUUCAAGUUUCUGAAAGAGCUCUCAUGUUUUGGAAUAAUGAAUAUCUACUUUCUUUAAUGUCAGAGAACAUAGACAAAGUAUUGCCCAUUAUUUUUAACUCAUUGGCACAAUCACGUAAUCAUUGGAAUAAAACUGUUCAUGGAUUAAUUUGUAAUGUAUUAAACUGGGCAAUUGAAACCGAUCAAAAACUUGUUGAACAAUGCUCUUCGAAGUUAAUAGAAGAACAGAAAAAAAAUACUGAACGUUUACAAAAACACCAAGCCUACUGGAAUCGUGUAGAGUUAGCUGCUCAGAAAGCUAAACAACCAUCUGUAAAUUUUCCGGUUAGUGUACGUACACCGUCUAUAUCUAUAUCACUCACUGGGAUAAGAAAUAAAUAUCCAAUUUCUAAUGCAGCAAACAACAGAAAUUUAUCAACUUUGAAUGAAUUUCCCGCAAAAUUAUUUACAUCAUCAUCUGAUCCUUCGCCUAAUAUUGUGGAUAACACUGGUAGUAGUACUAGUGGUAGCAGUAAUAAUCUUGUAAAUAGCAUUAAAUAUUGUUCCAUGAGUAACCAACCUAGCGAAUUUACCAGCGUUACACAUUCUAGUUCCUUUAUUACUGAUUAUGCAUCAUUGCCUGGUACUUCAAAUAUGCUUGGAUCUUCAUCAGUUGUAACUUCACUCUCAAAUGUCCCGCCUGAAUCUUCAACAGCAAUAAUAACGAGUGCAUCAAAUGCUUUAUUAACAUCAAAUAAACCGGAUUCACAAGUGAUACAGCGUCAGCAACAAAGUUCUCAGAUGCUUAAUCCGACUGAUAAUAAUACAAGAUCAAACACGACAGUCAAUUCAUCGACCAGUGUACCUAAUUUAAAUAGGAAAUUAUUUUCACCAAAAGUUAGUACCAGUAUCACAUAUCCAGCAAGAAAACCUAUGAGUUCACUACAAAAACAACCUCUGAGAUCGAACACAUCCUUAACAGCCAAUAAAGAUACACUAUCAUCAUCUGCUGCUUCCUCAGGUCAGAUCACUUCUGGUACUAACAGUAGUACAAUCAAAACGGAAAGGUCAACAAACUUAAGACGUACAACAACGCUAAAGUCAUUAAAUACAUAACAAACUGCCAAUCGAACACAGAUAAGUUUUAGAAAAUAAUCUAAAAUAAAACAAAUCAUAGGUAAAUUAAGGAGAAAUAUUUUCUUAUGUAGACUAAUCUUGCAAAACAUUAACGACAAUAAUGUCUGUUUCUUCCAAAUAAAUGGAAGAUAGUUUAUUAUGGAGAUAAUUACACCUGUUCAUUCUAAGAUCAUCUGGAUUUUUUUAACUGAAUGAUAAAGGAACAAAGUAUAUUAAAUUCUGUGAUUUUCUUGUUUUUUUCUACUCCACGUGUGUCCAAAAUAUAUUUC
Schistosoma spindalis is the source of this 2609-nucleotide messenger RNA. NCBI's taxonomy places the organism in Eukaryota, Metazoa, Platyhelminthes, Trematoda, Strigeidida, Schistosomatidae. The record is from the annotation of a GenBank genome assembly.